Messenger RNA from Myotis lucifugus (little brown bat), 3197 nucleotides. Its product is annotated as protein phosphatase 1 regulatory subunit 12B. NCBI's taxonomy places the organism in Eukaryota, Metazoa, Chordata, Mammalia, Chiroptera, Vespertilionidae. Gene Ontology annotation, biological process: signal transduction. The record is from RefSeq and is a predicted model, not a curated record. The coding region runs from base 402 to 2786 and encodes 794 amino acids. Gene Ontology annotation, cellular component: Z disc; cytoplasm; A band. Gene Ontology annotation, molecular function: phosphatase regulator activity; enzyme inhibitor activity; protein binding. The transcript has 18 exons.
CAGAUUUAAAUGUCAGCGCUUUCUAUCCCGACAGCUGCGGAUUUAAAACAACAACAAUAACAACAAAAACACCUGCAAGUGCCAUCCAGCUGGCCCUCCGAGUCCUCGGUCCUGAGGGCGGACUAAGGGACUUGAGCUUCCUUGGACUUUGGUAUGCCAGGGGGCCUGAACCCAUCCCCCACAGACACGGAACGGGACUGUGGGCCUUCCUCCCACCUUACAGGGCUGGCAUUGGCGUGAGCAGGUGCAGUCAGCACGAGACAAAUCCAGCUGAAGAUGAAGCUUCUGGAAGAUUGAAGCUCAAACCUGCCUCUGUUGAGAGCCAUCUCUGUGUCUGAAUCAAGAAGAGGCCUUUAUUGGCUUACAGACUCUGACAGGCCUGCAUUGACGAGAACUUCGACAUGGUGAAGUUCCUGGUGGAGAACAGAGCCGACAUGAACCGGCAGGACAACGAGGGCUGGACGCCCCUGCACGCGGCGGCGUCCUGCGGCUACCUGAACAUCGCCGAGUACUUCCUCAGCCACGGAGCCAGCGUGAGCAUCGUCAACAGUGAAGGGGAGGUGCCCUCCGACCUGGCGGAGGAGCCGGCCAUGAAGGACCUUCUUCUGGAGCAAGUGAAGAAGCAAGGGGUGGACCUGGAGCAGGCGCGGAAGGAGGAGGAGCAGCAGAUGCUGCAGGACUCCAGGCAGUGGCUCAACAGUGGAAAGAUCGAGGACACCAGGCAGGCUCGCUCGGGGGCCACCGCCCUGCACGUGGCAGCCGCCAAGGGCUACUCCGAGGUCCUCAGACUGUUGAUUCAGGCUGGCUAUGACCUGGACGUGCAGGACCAUGACGGCUGGACGCCCCUCCACGCUGCCGCGCACUGGGGCGUGAAGGAGGCCUGCUCCAUCCUGGCCGAGGCCCUCUGCAACAUGGAUGUCAGAAACAAGCUGGGCCAGACGCCGUUCGAUGUGGCUGAUGAGGGCGUCGUGGAGCACCUGGAGAUGCUGCAGAAGCAGCAGAGUGUGCUUCGAAGUGAAAAAGAGACGCGGAAGAAGCUCAUUGAGUCGGGCCUGAACAGCAGGUUGCAGGGUGGCCUCUUUAAGAACAAAGAGAAGAUGCUGUAUGAGGAGGAGACGCCCAAGUCCCACGAAACAGAGGAAGAAAGCAAGGAGUCCAGCAGCUCCAGCUCGGAGGAGGAGGGCGAAGAUGAAGCGUCCGAGUCUGAGACUGAGAAGGAGGCAGCCACAGAUCGGAAGCCGGAGGCUGUUGUCAACCAUUCCAGCUCGGAAAGCAAGGGCCACGUCCUGGAGCAGACACUGGCCCCCGCUCAGACACCAGCCCCCUCAGCCAGGAGGAUCGCCAGCCUUUUUAACAAGCUGGAAGAGCCCAAAGACGAGUCGCCUUCCUCAUGGCGCCUGGGACUUAGGAAGACUGGCAGCCACAACACAUUGAGUGCCGUGGCCGACACCCGGGAGGCUGCGAGGGACCGGGGCUCCGCCCUCUCCCGCUCGGCGUCCAGCCCUCGCAUCUCCGCUCUGCUGGACAACAGAGACAAGGAGAGGGAGAGCAGAAGCUACCUCAGCUCCCUGGCGCCCCGGAGGCUCAGCAGCACGAGCGACGCUGAGGAGAAGGAGAACAGAGAAUCGGCUGUAAACCUGGUGAGAAGUGGCUCGUACACUCGGCAGCUGCGGAGGGAUGAAGCCAAGGGGAGCGAGACGCCGCAGACCACGGCCCCUUCCACCUACGUGUCCACCUACCUGAAAAGGGCUCCUCACAGGUCCCCGGCCGACUCCACAGCGGAGAAAGCAGACAGCGUCUCCUCGAGCACCCCUCUGUGUGUGAUCACCAACCGCCCCCCGCCCAGCACUGCCAACGGCGUCACCAGUGCGCCUCUGCUGUCCACGCCUGGGCCGGACUCCUCCGUGGAAGCCAGGGAGAGACGGAGGUCGUAUCUGACGCCCGUCCGUGAUGAGGAGGCCGAGUCUCUGCGGAAAGCACGCUCCAGGCAAGCCCGGCAGACCCGGAGGUCGACGCAGGGAGUGACCCUGACAGACCUGCAGGAGGCAGAGAGGACCUUCAGCCGGUCUCGGGCGGAGCGGCAGGCUCAGGACCAGCCUGGCCAGAAGCUGGGUACCGAAGGGCUGGAGGGCCGCGCCGAGAGGCAUGAGACGUCCACACUCCCCGCCAAGGACACCGGGGAAGGCCGCCAGCCCUGGAGCCGGGGUCAGGAGGAAGAGCCUGCGUGCCGUCGCCUGAGGGGUGCAGCUCAGCCAGACAAGCCCACCACCGCCGUGUCCCCGACCACCUCAAGACCCACCCUCUACACCAGCUCCCACCUACUACGGACGAGCGGGCCGGCAGCCCCUGACGCUGAGAGCUCAGAGGCCAAGGACAUGGACAGAGACGAGAGCGAAGAGGCAGGUGUGGACGACCCGUGCGCCGGUGGGCUGUCCGUCCGUGAGCGGAGGCGGCCCCGGGAGCGGCGGAGGGGCACGGGCAUCAGCUUCUGGACGAAGGACGAGGAGGAAGCUGAUGGCUCUGAAGAGGUGAAGGAAGCGAGGGUAAGUGACAGCCAGCGAGGGUGUCCCCGGGCCUGCUCACACGCACACCUCACGCAGGAGGCCAGGCCGCGCAGAGCCGGCCGCGGGCGAGGGAGAGAGAGCGUCCUCGGGCGCAGGCAGGGUCGGUGCUGUGACGCCCGUGAACAGUCUCCUCCGCUUCCCGCCUCCUGCGACGGGCAGCAGCUGCAGGCUGCCUCCCGCCCUCUCGUGAUGGCGCCCCUGGGGGCAUCUCUGAGUCUUUAGCUGGGAGUGGAGACGGCACUGGCACUGCGUCUGUUUGUCACCAGCAUUUGGAUGUGGAGAGGGGCUCUGGCUGGAGGCUGCCUCUGCUCCCGGUUGCGACAGGCAGGCCUGCCCUGCGUCGCUGUAGGGCACGAGGCGUGGUGCUGAGACGGUGGAGACUUUGCUUAGUCUGCCUCGUGCCUGGUGUGGCAAAGCCUGUCCCCAUUGGUCGCUUCAGGAGCCAGUGAGACCGGGAACACACCGCCAACGGGUGUGUGGGCAGCCCGGCUGGUGGCUGUCACAUCCGGUGUGCAGCCCGCAGGUGUCCGGAUGGCCUUCCCUCGCUCGGUGAAGGAGAAGUGAGCCCGCGUCCUAAGGUGGGGAAGGCUGUUGUGAGAACACGCUGGCAGUGAGGAGCGUCUGUCUCCUGUG